Peronospora matthiolae is the source of this 2361-nucleotide messenger RNA. The record is from the annotation of a GenBank genome assembly. NCBI's taxonomy places the organism in Eukaryota, Oomycota, Peronosporomycetes, Peronosporales, Peronosporaceae.
AUGGCUCCUAAGCGUCGCACCCGCAAGACCACGAAGGACGUGUACGCGAGCGUCCCCGCCGACGAACGGGUGAAGCUCGGCGCGGAGGCCAAAGAGCGAGGCAACGCCGCGUUUGCUGCGGGCGACCACGCGACUGCGAUCAAAGAGUUCACGACCGCCAUCGCGUACGAGCCCAGCAACGUGAUUUACUUCUCGAACCGCUCGGCUGCCUAUUUAUCGGCCGGGCAAGCCACGCCAGCCAUGCAGGACGCCAAGUCGUGCAUUGCACUGGACGCGACGUUCGCCAAGGGCUACGCCCGUCUAGGAGCAGCGCAUUUCUACAUUAAAAACUACGCGAAAGCCAUCGGCGCCUACACGGAAGGCUUGACGGUGGAGAAGGGCAACCGCGCGCUGCAGGCGGGGCUGACCCAGGCACAGGCGGCGCUGCAAGUGCAGGACGAGGAGGUUAGCGGCGUCGAGAUGGACGAAGCCACGCGCAAGAUGAAGCGCAUGGAGAUCGAAGAGAAGAUUAACAAAGCGCGGAAAGAGCGGGAAGAGCGGGCGAAGCGGGCCGAGAAGGGCUUCUCGGAGGUCAUUGGUAUUGAUCUCGGUACGACGUACUCGUGCGUCGGCGUGUGGAAAGAUGGGCAAGUGGAGAUCAUUGCUAACAGUGAAGGCAACCGCACGACGCCGUCGUGGGUCGCGUUCAACGACAGCGAACGUCUGAUCGGUGAAGCGGCCAAGAUCCAGGCGGCUGGGAAUGCCACGAACACGGUGUUUGACGCGAAACGGAUCAUUGGUCGGAGUUUCAGUGACGAAGUCGUGAAGAAGGACGCCAAGCACUUCCCGUUCACGAUUAAGGAGGGCGACGACGACAAGGUGUUGAUUGAAGUGGAGUUUAAGGGGGAGAAGAAGAGCUUUACGCCGGAAGAGAUUUCGUCCAUGGUGCUCUUGCGCAUGAAGGAGACGGCGGAAGCGUUCCUUGGCCAAAGCAUCUCGCAAGCAGUUGUUACGGUGCCCGCGUACUUUAACGACCAGCAGCGUCAGUCGACCAAGGAUGCUGGCGCUAUUGCUGGCUUGGACGUGAAGCGAAUCAUCAAUGAGCCGACGGCUGCGGCUCUCGCCUACGGUCUCGACACGAACGCUGGCACGGACGGUAAAGUUUGCAACGUGCUGAUCUUCGACUUGGGCGGUGGUACUUUUGACGUGUCGAUCCUCUCGAUUGAGAACGGGAUCUUCGAGGUCAAGUCCACUGGUGGCGACACGCAUCUUGGUGGCGAGGACUUUGACAACAACAUGGUCGAGUACCUCCUGUCAGAGUUCAAGCGCAAGAACCGCAACCUGGACCCGUCGAGUUCGGCUCGUGCCAUGCGUCGUCUUCGAACGGCAUGUGAGUCGGCCAAGCGCAUGCUCUCGACGACCACAAGCGCGUCGGUGGAAGUGGACUCGUUGUUCGAGGGUGUGGACUUUUCGUCCACGGUCACUCGUGCCAAGUUUGAGUCGCUGAAUGAAGAGCUGUUCAAGCGCUGCGAGGAGACGGUGCUGAAGGUGCUCGAAGAUGCCAAGAUGAAGCCCGAGAACGUGACGGAGCUUGUGCUGGUUGGAGGCUCCACGCGUAUUCCCAAGGUGCAGACGAUGCUCUCGUCCCUCUUUGGCGGCAAGGAGCUAUCCAAGUCGAUCAACCCGGACGAAGCCGUGGCUUACGGUGCUGCCGUGCAGGGUGCGAUUUUGGACGGUAUCCGCAACGAUGCGACCAACUCGUUGCUGCUGGUGGACGUGACGCCGCUGUCGCUGGGUAUUGAGACUGUGGGCAAGGUCAUGUCGGUGCUCAUUAAGCGCAACACGGCCAUUCCCGUGCGGAAAACCCGCGUGUACACGACGGAAGAGGACUACCAGACGUCCGUGGACGUGUGCAUCUACGAGGGCGAGCGUGCUUGCGUCGAGUCGAACAACAAGCUGGGCGAGUUCAACAUCUCGGGCUUGGAGCGUGCGAAACGUGGCGAGCCGCAGGUUGAGGUGACGUUCGAGAUUGACGCGAACGGUAUCUUGAACGUGUCUGCUCGCGACAAGAAGACGGGUGCGAAGGCGGAGACGACGAUUUCUAAUAACCGCGGCCGUUUGACCCAGGAGGAUAUCGACCGCAUGGUUGCCGAGGCCGACAAGUUUAAGAAGGACGACGCGGAGAUGCUGCGUCGCAUUGAGGCCCGUAACGACCUGGAACAAUUCAUUUACCGCGCGAUUGAGCAGGCUCGUGAGAAGGGCGACACGACGGUGGAGAGCGCCAUUCGUGACGCCCGUGACUGGCUGGAGGACCACGAAGAAGCCACUCUUCGUGAACUCGAGGACAAGAAGCGCAUGCUCGAGCGUAUGGUCCGCUUCUAA